AUGGACACAGCCUCAAACACCAUCGACAGAACCAUGGACACAGCCUCAAACACCAUCUACAGAACCAUGGACACAGCCUCAAACACCAUCGACAGAACCAUGGACACAGCCUCAAACACCAUCUACAGAACCAUGGACACAGCCUCAAACACCAUCUACAGAACCAUGGACACAGCUUCAAACACCAUCGACAGAACCAUGGACACAGCCUCAAACACCAUCUACAGAACCAUGGACACAGCCUCAAACACCAUCUACAGAACCAUGGACACAGCCUCAAACACCAUCGACAGAACCAUGGACACAGCCUCAAACACCAUCGACAGAACCAUGGACACAGCAUCAAACACCAUCGACAGAACCAUGGACACAGCCUCAAACACCAUCUACAGAACCAUGGACACAGCCUCAAACACCAUUGACAGAACCAUGGACACAGCCUCAAACACCAUCGACAGAACCUUGGACACAGCCUCAAACACCAUCUACAGAAACAUGAACACAGCCUCAAACACCAUCGACAGAACCAUGGACACAGCCUCAAACACCAUCGACAGAACCAUGGACACAGCCUCAAACACCAUCGACAGAACCAUGGACACAGCCUCAAACACCAUCGACAGAACCAUGGACACAGCCUCAAACACCAUCGACAGAACCAUGGACACAGCCUCAAACACCAUCGACAGAACCAUGGACACAGCCUCAAACACCAUCGACAGAACCAUGGACACAGCCUCAAACACCAUCUACAGAACCAUGGACACAGCCUCAAACACCAUCUACAGAACCAUGGACACAGCCUCAAACACCAUCGACAGAACCAUGGACACAGCCUCAAACACCAUCGACAGAACCAUGAACACAGCCUCAAACACCAUCGACAGAACCAUGGACACAGCCUCAAACACCAUCUACAGAACCAUGGACACAGCCUCAAACACCGACAGAACCAUGGACACAGCCUCAAACACCAUCGACAGAACCAUGGACACAGCCUCAAACACCAUCGACAGAACCAUGGACACAGCCUCAAACACCAUCUACAGAACCAUGGACACAGCCUCAAACACCAUCGACAGAACCAUGGACACAGCCUCAAACACCAUCGACAGAACCAUGGACACAGCCUCAAACACCAUCGACAGAACCAUGGACACAGCCUCAAACACCAUCGACAGAACCAUGGACACAGCCUCAAACACCAUCGACAGAACCAUGGACACAGCCUCAAACACCAUCGACAGAACCAUGGACACAGCCUCAAACACCAUCGACAGAACCAUGGACACAGCCUCAAACACCAUCGACAACCAUGGACACAGCCUCAAACACCAUCGACAGAACCAUGGACACAGCCUCAAACACCAUCGACAGAACCAUGGACACAGCCUCAAACACCAUCGACAGAACCAUGGACACAGCCUCAAACACCAUCGACAGAACCAUGGACACAGCCUCAAACACCAUCGACAGAACCAUGGACACAGCCUCAAACACCAUCGACAGAACCAUGGACACAGCCUCAAACACCAUCGACAGAACCAUGGACACAGCCUCAAACACCAUCGACAGAACCAUGGACACAGCCUCAAACACCAUCGACAGAACCAUGGACACAGCCUCAAACACCAUCGACAGAACCAUGGACACAGCCUCAAACACCAUCUACAGAACCAUGGACACAGCCUCAAACACCAUCGACAGAACCAUGGACACAGCCUCAAACACCAUCGACAGAACCAUGGACACAGCCUCAAACACCAUCGACAGAACCAUGGACACAGCCUCAAACACCAUCGACAGAACCAUGGACACAGCCUCAAACACCAUCUACAGAACCAUGGACACAGCCUCAAACACCAUCGACAACCAUGGACACAGCCUCAAACACCAUCGACAGAACCAUGGACACAGCCUCAAACACCAUCUACAGAACCAUGGACACAGCCUCAAACACCAUCGACAACCAUGGACACAGCCUCAAACACCAUCUACAGAACCAUGGACACAGCCUCAAACACCAUCUACAGAACCAUGGACACAGCCUCAAACACCAUCUACAGAACCAUGGACACAGCCUCAAACACCAUCUACAGAACCAUGGACACAGCCUCAAACACCAUCGACAGAACCAUGGACACAGCCUCAAACACCAUCGACAGAACCAUGGACACAGCCUCAAACACCAUCGACAGAACCAUGGACACAGCCUCAAACACCAUCGACAGAACCAUGGACACAGCCUCAAACACCAUCUACAAAUCAGUGGACGCUACACAUGUAAUUACCCGGGAUGCGUCUCGGCGGCUACAUCAAACGCGAGCGCUUGCUAACGACGUCCUCCCUCGUGCCUUCUUGCGUUUGUGCCGGGCACCUGCCGCCGGAGCACAAAAGAGAGAAGGCCCACUCUGCGCUCAAGAGGCCGCGGCGGAGAAAAGGGACGGAGUGGGUUUGUCAGGACGGGGGAGGACAAAGGAGCAAGCGAGGUGGCCUGAGCCGUUAGCCACGCGCCGGGAUGGUGUCCGCCGGGGGAGACGGGGGAGAGUGGGGGAGGGUGGGGGAGGCAGCUGCGUGUGCUUCAGCCCCGGGUUCAAUGGAAGAGAGGAGGAGGUAGAAAAGCCCAGGUGUGGCCAUAGAGAUGGAGAGGCGGCGGUGGCUAGCCUCUGCGGUCGCGUCUUCGGCUCGAGCGCAGGUCGAGCCGAAGACUCUUCUCGGCGGGAAUCGUUCCUUUCAGAGCUGCCGCCUUGA
Molecule: messenger RNA, 2751 nt
Organism: Knipowitschia caucasica
Lineage: Eukaryota; Metazoa; Chordata; Actinopteri; Gobiiformes; Gobiidae
Source: the annotation of a GenBank genome assembly